AUGGCUACUCUCCUGAAAUGGGCCAGACACACGUUUCGAAGAUCUCCGUCACUUCCUAUAUGGCUUCCCACCAGCGGCUUCGACACCGUUAGUCCAUCCAAGAUACUUGACGAGGAACGUUUCGACGAGUUCAAGAAAGGACAAUUUUAUCCCGUCAAUAUCGGCGAUGUCUUCGGUGCCAAAUACCAAAUCAUUGGUAAGCUGGAUUCGGGGUUACCUCCACAGUAUGGCUCGCCCGUGAUCUUGAAGGCCAUUGAUAUGUGA
This is a messenger RNA of Aspergillus lentulus, 264 nucleotides long. RefSeq lists its product as uncharacterized. Gene Ontology annotation, molecular function: protein serine/threonine kinase activity. The record is from RefSeq and is a predicted model, not a curated record. NCBI's taxonomy places the organism in Eukaryota, Fungi, Ascomycota, Eurotiomycetes, Eurotiales, Aspergillaceae. Gene Ontology annotation, biological process: peptidyl-serine phosphorylation; regulation of mRNA processing; spliceosomal complex assembly.